AUGUUGAUUAAAACUUCAUUCUUCACGGCGCUCUUGGCGUCCUCCGUUUCCGCUCACUUUGUUGUUGAAUAUCCAGGUGAUAGAGGUAGUAAUGAAAAAACACAAACCAUUGGACCUUGUGGUGGUAUGAACAGUACUGUGUUACCACGGUAUCUUUGGAAUCCUAAAGGGUCACCAGUUGGUGUACAUCAGCACCACAAUCUUACAAUUUUUCAAUUCAAUUACUGCCCUGGUGAAUCAUGUACGACCCAAAAGGAUUUCACCGAGACCGUUUUCGGUACUUUUGAACAAGAAUUCACUGGCUCAUUGUGUUUGCCAAAUGUGGUUAUUCCAGGGGAUGUGGGAUCUAAUGGUACUUUGCAAAUCGUGUUCCAAAAGGACAAUAAAUACAUGUAUAACUGUAUCGAUCUUACUAUUAGUGACAAAGCUAAUCAAUGGAAUGGUUCAGAUUGCUCCAAUUCCACUGGGAUUAACAUCUCUCCUUACUAUAUUAAUAGUAAGUUUAUUUUCGAUGCCAGUAACAUCACAUUGUUUGAUGCUGAAGAAGAAGCUGCUACUAAGACUCAGUCUGGCCAGAUUGUUACUUCAUAUCAGUCGGAGAUGGUAAUGGAUGGUCAAACCAUGGAAAUGUGGCACACAACCACACUUCUUGCUAAUGAAACUAGUGCUUUUAAUACUGCUCAACCUUCCUCUGCAUCUACUGCAGCUGGAUCUAAAACCUCGGCUUUAAUCGGGAUUUCCUCCUAUUUAACAACUAUGGUUAUGGAUGGUACUAAAACUACAAUGUAUAUGCCUACUACAGUUGCCAUUGGUAGCUCAAGUUCAAAAGCUUCUUUUACAUCUGCUGCAUCCAACUCGUCCUCAUCUUCAAAGGGCAUGGGCGUUACUUUGAAUGCAUCCGGAAUAUCUGCUGCAGUUUUCGCAGUAAUUGCCGGAAUUCUCUGUUAG
Molecule: messenger RNA, 948 nt
Organism: Lizanozyma spartinae
Lineage: Eukaryota; Fungi; Ascomycota; Pichiomycetes; Serinales; Debaryomycetaceae
Exons: 1
Coding region: 1-948 (315 amino acids)
Source: RefSeq, a predicted model, not a curated record